CUUUCACGGUAAUGGAUUCCAUUUAAUUUUGAUAGUGAAUAUGACAAGUUUCAGAAGUUUUAGCUGGACCUAAUACCAUGGGGAAAUAUCAAGAAUAACCUAUCUUUUUUUUCCCAAUCUGAAUAAUCUUAACCUGUCAAUAUCAUUUAAUAAUGGAUGUUUCCAACAGUGUAUUUGCCCAAAAUCUCUUUUUUCAGGCAACUGCUGUUUACAAAGUAUCAUCAAUUGCCUCAAAACACGGUGUGCCUGUGAUUGCUGAUGGUGGCAUUUCGAACUCUGGUCACAUUGUGAAGGCUUUAACCUUGGGGGCCUCUACUGUAAUGAUGGGAAGCUUCUUGGCUGGAAGUAUUGAGGCUCCUGGAGCUUAUGCAUAUCAUGUAUAAUGAGUGCUUUUUAAGACUGUGUAGAAGGGUGCAAUCCUUUUUCUUUUUUAUUUUUACUUUUAUGGAGUACUUAUUUGAGAUUCUGAUUAGAUUAUAAAAGAAAUCAUUGGUUAGAUUUUGGUAGAGCUUUGUAUUCCCCUUCUCAUGAAGGACUUCAGUGGGAGCAUAUAUGGUUCUUGGAAUCUGAGUUUCUCUAUUGACUUUUAUUCUGAUGUUGAUUAUAAAAGCAAUAAAAUAUAAAGUUUGCAGCCAUGGCCAGCACUGUUUCAUAUUUUUUGUUGCUCACUAUUGAUAACACCUGUACUUGCUCUUUUCUGAAAUACUGAACUUGAUUUGCAUAGCUUUUAAAUCUUGCUGCUGGAUACACCCUUUUUAUUUAUAGAUUGAUUUUUUUUGAAAGACAAAAGUUAAUAGUGUUUUCACUUCUUCCCUAGCCUGUGUUCUUGUUUAAGUGAAAGAACUUGAUUUACAUAGCCAAUUGUAAACCUUGCAGUUGGUAGACUGUACACCUGCCCUUGUAUUUGUAAAUUGUUCUUUUUUUUUGCUGGAAAAUAAAGUUAGUGCAUAGCU
Molecule: messenger RNA, 953 nt
Organism: Rubroshorea leprosula
Lineage: Eukaryota; Viridiplantae; Streptophyta; Magnoliopsida; Malvales; Dipterocarpaceae
Source: the annotation of a GenBank genome assembly